Messenger RNA from Thecamonas trahens ATCC 50062, 1628 nucleotides. RefSeq lists its product as uncharacterized. The record is from RefSeq and is a predicted model, not a curated record. Lineage: Eukaryota; Apusomonadida; Apusomonadidae. The transcript has a single exon. The coding region runs from base 167 to 1495 and encodes 442 amino acids.
CCUCCGCCGCAGGACGGCAACGUGGUCGACAUCGACGACCUGGUUGACCCGCAGACAUUUGUCACCACGCGUGGCAUUGUGCUCUGCCGUGUGCCGCCCACUGAGGCGACGAAGUCUGUUCAGGAGGGCUGCUAACGACAAGCUUCCUGCGGCGAUAUACGUCGACAUGGAGAUGUUCAAGAUCGAUAACCCCGAGGACUGCGCGUGUGGCGUUGCGGUCAAGAACCAGCAGGACACCAUCUCGGCGUCUGUGCCGGAUCAGAACAAACGCCGGUGCGACUGUGGUCAAAGCCGUUUGACUUCCACGAUCGCCGACAUCCAGCAUGUUGAGUUCAUCGUGUGGGACAUUGAGAACGGUGUCAAGCUCCGGACGCUCGACAAGUUCAACCUUGCUCCGUCGAUCAACGUCAAGGACUACGUCCGGACGCUGCUCAUCGACGCCGCGUCUGCGGUCGACAUGCUUGCCGGCUUCUACGGCAAGGUCAACGACUUUAACCCGGCGGACUGGAUCCUCAACGCUUCGCGCGAGGUGACGUUCAUCUGCUUCACGACGGUGACGUCGUACUACGAGCGGUCGGGUGACAUCAACGUGUGCAACAAGGAGGGUGUUGCUGACGAGUUUGGCGGCGUGCCGCCGUGCUCUAACCAGGGCCUCCUUGAUCUGCCGGACGAGGACUACGUGCGCGAGCACGGCGUCCACCCCAAGCGUGUAUUCCAGCCUGUGCAGACGCCGCAGUUCACGUACGACAUUGCUGCCGGCUCGGCCACCGAUGGUGGCACGAACGGUGGUGGUUCGCACCCUGUCUCGUGGUUCGGCUCGACGAUGACCGGCCCGGGCACGUGCCAGACCUCUGCCGACUGCUCACGGUCGUACCACUGCGAUCUCGGCACGAACACGUGCCAGCAGUGCAUUCGCGACUCGCAUUGCGCGGCAAUUGUGGGUGAGGUCGAUGGCCUUCUCCAGCCGACGUGCGUCUCCAACCACGGCCUGCGCCUGUGCCAGUUUGCCAUUGUCCUCGGCGCCGCUCCGUCUCCCAACGCCAUCCUCCCCGAGCCGCUGCAGACCUGCCCGGAGCAGUGCGAUGGCGCGUACUGCCUUGACGGCGAGUGCGUCCACUGCCGCGAGCCUAACGACUGUGAGCUUAUGUUCUCGCCGUCGUCGACGUACGCCAAGAUCUGCAACGAGACGCUCGACGCCUCGACGCAGAAGGCUGUGCAGAAGGAGUGCAACUACUACUUCCUCCCGCCGCAGCAGGCCAAGAAGAGGGACCUCAGCACGAUCAUCGGUCUCUCGUCGGCGGUCGGCGUCCUUGUCCUCAUCAUUGCGGUCAUUGGUGUCAUCUUUGCCGUCAAGAAGUAUAAGUCGUCCGAGGCGUACCUCCAGCGCAAGCUCGACGAGGAUGCCAACGCCGACUCGACCCUCACUGGCUCGCCGCUCUACGACGAUCCGCUCAACAAGCGGUCGAACCCGAUGUACGUCGAGGCUGAGGCUUAAGGUUCCUGUCAUCAUUUUCCACAUACUUUUUAUCCUUGCAACAGUUGCGCGAGCAUAGUAAACGCAGCUCGAGGGAGAGAGAGAAACAUCGACAGCCAGUGGACGGAUGUGACUUGCCGAGUCUUCGGUGUUU